AUCUAAUCGGAGUGAAGCCACUUCCGGCCUUCUCUGGAGCCUUCCGCAGUUCUCUUCCGGGUGAUGGCGCCCGGCGCCCCGGAUGUAGCCCUGGUGAAAGUCUCUCUUUUUCUUCCCCCACGGCCUCCCGUGGAUCCUGAGCCCAGGGAAGGCUCCUCAGUCCAGUCAUGCCAAAGAGGAAAGUGACCUUCCAAGGUGUGGGAGAGGAGGAUGAUGAGGAUGAAAUCAGUGUUCCCAAGAAGAAGCCAGUGGAUCCUGUGGCUGGGGCAGGGGGUCCUGGGAGCCGCUUCAAAGGCAAACACUCUUUAGACAGUGAUGAGGAGGAUGAUGAUGAAGAGGAGGGGUCCAGCAAAUAUGAUAUCUUGGCUUCGGAGGAUGUGGAAGGUCAGGAAGCAGCCACGCUCCCCAGUGAGGGAGGUGUGCGGAUCACACCCUUCAACCUGCAGGAGGAGAUGGAGGAAGGCCACUUUGAUGCUGAUGGCAACUACUUCCUGAACCGGGAUGCUCAGAUCCGAGACAGCUGGCUAGACAACAUUGACUGGGUGAAAAUCAGGGAGCGGCCACCUGAUCAGCGCCCACCGUCCGACUCAGAGGAAGAGGACAGCCUGGGCCAGACACCAAUGAGUGCCCAAGCCCUUCUGGAGGGCCUUCUGGAGCUGCUGUUGCCAAGAGAGACCGUAGCUGGCGCACUGAGGCGUCUGGGGGCCAGAGGAGGAGGCAAAGGGGGCAGCAAAGGGGGUGGGCGGCCCAGUUCCCCCCAGCGCUUGGAUCGGCUCUCUGGGUUGGCCGACCAGAUGGUGGCCCGGGGCAACCUUGGCGUGUAUCAGGAGACAAGGGAACGAUUAGCCAUGCGGCUGAAGGGGUUGGGGUCCCGGACCCAGGGACCCCCUGAGACCACACCCCCUCCCUCUCUGGACAUGUUUGCUGAAGAAGUGGCAGAGGGGGAGCUGGAGACCCCAACUCCUACGCAGAAGGGAGAAGCAGAGUUGCCAGGAGAUGGUCUGGUGGACGUGAUGUGGGAAUAUAAGUGGGAGAACACAGGGGAUGCUGAGCUGUAUGGGCCCUUCACCAGCACCCAGAUGCAGCUCUUGCUCUCUUUUCCUGCAGACCUGGGUGAACGAAGGCUACUUCGCAGAUGGUGUUUAUUGCCGGAAGCUGGACCCUCCUGGUGGACAGUUCUACAACUCCAAACGCAUUGACUUUGACCUCUAUACCUGAGCCUGCUGAGGGCCCGGUUUGGUGGCCCCUUCUUUCCUGAACUCUCUGGAGGAGGCCCCAGCUGCCUCAGGCAGUGAGGACUUGAGGGGCCACUUUUCAGUCAAUUUCCCUUUCCCAAUAAAAGCCUUUGGUUACAUAUUAGGGCCUUGGCUGUGCUGAUGGCCAGAAGCCAAGGACCCCUUUGGACUCGC
Messenger RNA from Felis catus (domestic cat), 1409 nucleotides. It is a transcript of the gene CD2BP2, whose product is annotated as CD2 cytoplasmic tail binding protein 2. Gene Ontology annotation, cellular component: U5 snRNP. Lineage: Eukaryota; Metazoa; Chordata; Mammalia; Carnivora; Felidae. Gene Ontology annotation, molecular function: protein binding. The transcript is spliced from 7 exons. The coding region runs from base 168 to 1199 and encodes 343 amino acids. The record is from RefSeq and is a predicted model, not a curated record.